ACUUGUCCCUUCCGUUAGCCUCCUUGUUCAUCCGCUUUUUUUCCGCUAGCAGAGAACCACUCGAUCGUCACAAUGGCGACCGCGAUCUCCCUCUCUGCACGCGUUCCUACCGUGCUGAAGGCAUCUGAGAAGAGGACUGUUGCCGAAGCCAGCAAUGUGACUGAGCUGGCCUUUUCUCGAUCCUUCCGCGUCAACAACAGUCCCAAGGUCUCAUGCAAACACGUGAAGGGAACGAAGGCUUCGAGAUGCGUAGCAACCAGGGCUGCUAUUGCGACCGAGAAGCCUCCCACUGAUUCUGCUUCCAAGGGGAAGAGCAAGAUCCGCAUCGGAAUCAAUGGUUUCGGUCGCAUCGGUCGUCUUGUUCUCCGCGUUGCUCUGGACAGGCCUGAUGUGGAGGUCGUUGGCAUCAACGACCCCUUCAUCGACACUGACUACAUGGCUUAUAUGUUCCGCUACGAUAGCUCACACGGCACUUACCCCGGCGAUGUUCACGCUGAGAGCGCCACCGCCAUCAACAUAGACGGCCAAAGCAUUGCUGUUUUCGGAAAGAGGGACCCAGCUGAGAUUCCUUGGGGUGAAGCUGGUGUCGACUUCGUGGUGGAGUCCACUGGCGUUUUUACCACUGUCGCCAAGGCCGAGGCCCAUAUCAAGGCUGGAGCGAAGAAGGUGGUGAUUACUGCUCCUUCAGCAGACGCUCCCAUGUUCGUGAUGGGAGUGAACAACGAGAAGUACCUCCCUACCAUGAACGUUGUUUCCAACGCCAGUUGCACCACCAACUGCCUGGCUCCCCUCGCCAAGGUGGUUCACGAAGAGUUUGGCAUUCUCGAGGGACUCAUGACCACUGUUCACGCUGUCACAGCGACUCAGAAGGCUGUUGAUGCGCCAUCAGCUAAGGACUGGCGUGGUGGGCGGGGAGCCGCACAGAACAUCAUCCCCAGUGGCACUGGUGCUGCCAAGGCGGUGGGCAAGGUGCUUCCUGCCCUGAACGGCAAGCUGACUGGCAUGGCCUUCCGUGUGCCCACCCCUGACGUGUCUGUCGUUGACCUCACUGUUCGGCUGGAGAAGGGAGCCAGCUACGACGAGAUCAAGGCUGCCAUCAAGGCUGCAUCUGAGGGCUCCCUGAGGGGUUAUUUGGGUUACACCGAAGAUGAUGUUGUCUCCACUGACUUUUUGGGUGACCCCAGGUCGAGCAUUUUCGAUGCCAAGGCAGGAAUUGCCCUCACGCCUAACUUUGUCAAGCUGGUGUCGUGGUACGACAACGAGUGGGGCUAUAGCAACCGAGUCAUUGACCUCGUGGAGCACAUGGUGGCAGUUGCAGUUGCCGAUGCCGGCAACUAAAGCAUAUACAUUAGCCAUAGAAUUGUGUUCAGCAAUGGCUUGUCAUUUUCCUCAUUGUUAAUGGAAAAUGUGUUGCAGAUUGUGUUGGAAGAGUCUUGUUCACUA
Molecule: messenger RNA, 1443 nt
Organism: Closterium sp. NIES-67
Lineage: Eukaryota; Viridiplantae; Streptophyta; Zygnematophyceae; Desmidiales; Closteriaceae
Source: the annotation of a GenBank genome assembly